ACUGACGUCUGAGGUCAGAGGAUUGUCGUCAAACAUGGCGGCCUCCUUGCUGAGCAGGAGGACAGCCUUAUUCUUCGGCGGUGGUCAAAUAAACGUCUUCGCGCCGGCCGCGGUCCAGCAGAUCGCGCACUACAACCCCAGACCCUUCUGGCUGAACAUAAAGAGCCCUUACAUACCGAGUAAAGAGAGCGAGAAGACCCCCGAGUGGCAGAAGAGCGACAAGUAUGAGCGCAGGCUGUUCGGCCGCUACGGACGCGCGUCUGGGGUGGACCCGGCCAAGCUCUGGCCCUCGCACGCCCGUCUGGAGGAGCUGAUGGCCGAGGAGAGAGAGUGGCAUCCUCCCAUAGAAGUGAUGCUGGAGAACAUCGCGGCCAGAGAGAGAGAGAGGCAGCAGAGGCGGAUGGAGAGAGAGAAGACGAUCGCCGAAAACAUGGCCAAAAUGCCCAAAAUGAUCGCCGACUGGAAAAAGCAAAAGAGGGACGCGAAGCAGAAGCAGCGAGAGGAGAAAGCCAAGCGGGACAAACUCCUGGCCGAGGCGAGGGAGCGCUUCGGUUACGCUCUGGACCCCCGCAGCGCCAAGUUCAAAGAGAUGGUCGCCGAACUGGAGAAAGAGGAGAAGAAGAAGAGAAAACUUCUGAGGCGCAAGAAGAGAGAGGAAGAGCAGGGUGUGGCGGGAACGGCGCCGGCCGAAUCCAGCCAGUGACCCUCGGAGAACAAGGACUUACACGCAGUGCUACUGUACCAUAAUGUAAAAUUGGUUUCUUUGUGUGUUGCUAGGAUUGUCUCACGGUUUCCGAUCAAAUAAAAUCACUGACUGGAACAACA
Messenger RNA from Puntigrus tetrazona (Sumatra barb), 825 nucleotides. It is a transcript of the gene gadd45gip1, whose product is annotated as growth arrest and DNA-damage-inducible, gamma interacting protein 1. Bases 35 to 703 code for a protein of 222 amino acids. The record is from RefSeq and is a predicted model, not a curated record. NCBI's taxonomy places the organism in Eukaryota, Metazoa, Chordata, Actinopteri, Cypriniformes, Cyprinidae. Gene Ontology annotation, cellular component: nucleus. The transcript is spliced from 2 exons.